UUCACUCCGGAAACAGUGGCCCGAGCUUCUUGGCCCAUACGCUCCCGGCGUCCUCUGCGUUCCGGCCUCGCUCUCUCCCCUCCCGCCGGUCUUACCGGAGGUUCUAGCGUGGGUUCGGGCCGCCGGCCGCGGCAUGGCGCAGCUUGAGGGGUACUACUUCUCCGCGGCCCUGAGCUGCACCUUCCUGGUGUCCUGCCUGCUUUUCUCCGCCGUCAGCCGCACGCUGCGGGAGCCCUACAUGGACGAGAUCUUCCACCUGCCGCAGGCGCAACGGUACUGCGAGGGCCGCUUCUCCCGGUCACAGUGGGAUCCCAUGAUCACUACGUUACCUGGUUUGUACCUGGUGUCAGUCGGUGUGGUCAAACCUGCCCGCUGGAUCCUUGGAUGGUCUGAACACGUUGUGUGCUCCGUUGGGAUGCUCAGAUCCGUUAAUCUUCUGUUCAGUGCUGGCCACUUCUAUUUACUGUAUUUGCUUUUCAGAAAGGUGCAACCCAGAAACAAGGCUGCCUCAAGUAUCCAGAGAAUCUUGUCAGCACUGACGCUGGCAGUAUUUCCGAUCCUCUACUUCUUUAACUUCCUUUAUUAUACAGAGGCGGGGUCUGUCUUCUUUACCCUUUUUGCCUACUUGAUGUGUCUUUAUGGCAAUCAUAAAACUUCAGCAAUGCUUGGAUUUUGUGGCUUCAUGUUCCGUCAAACCAACAUCGUCUGGGCUGCCUUCUGUGCUGGCCAUGUCGUUGCGCAGAAGCUGACCGAGGCUUGGAAAACCGAACUGCAGAAGAAGAAGGGAGAGCGGCUCCCCCCCAUCAAAGGCCCGUUUGCAGAGUUCUGGAACGUCCUGCGGUUCCUCCUGUUGUACUCCUUGUCAUUUAAGAACUUGCGUGCACUUGUCAUUUUGACAUGGCCCUACUUCCUUCUGCUGUGUGGGUUUUGUGUUUUUGUGGUUGUUAAUGGAGGCAUUGUUAUUGGUGACCGGGGCAGCCAUGAGGCCUGUCUUCACCUCCCUCAGCUCUUCUAUUUCUUCGCGUUCACUCUCUUUUUCUCCUUCCCCCACCUACUGUCUCUGACCAAAAUUAAGGCUUUUCUUUGCUUAGCUUGGAAACGUAGAGUUCAGUUUUUUGUGAUUACCUUAGUCUCGGUAUUUUUUGUUUGGAAGUUCACUUACGUUCAUAAGUUCUUACUAGCAGAUAAUAGACAUUACACAUUCUAUGUGUGGAAAAGAAUUUUUCAGAGACAUGAAAUUGUGAAAUAUUUGUUAGUCCCAGCCUACUUGUUUGCUGGUUGGGCUAUAGCUGACUCUUUGAAAUCAAAAUCAGUUUUCUGGAAUUUAAUGUUUUUUGUGUGCUUGGUGAGCGCUACAGUUCCUCAGGAGCUCCUGGAGUUCCGGUACUUCAUUUUACCCUACUUGAUUUAUAGGCUUAAUAUACCUCUGCCAUCCGUAUCUAAACUUGUUUGUGAACUGGGUUGCUAUGCAGUGGUUAAUUUUCUAACGUUUUAUAUCUUUCUCAACAAAACUUUCCAGUGGCCAAAUAAUCAGGACAUCCAAAGGUUUAUGUGGUAAUGGCAAGGGUAUUUUCAACUUUAAAAGUAGACUAUUUCUAUACCAAAUAAGUAGAAACUGUGGAAUUUCUUGUAGGUAAAUCCAGGAAAUAAAAACAAAUCCAGGUAAAUAAAAAGAACUAGGAAAGUUUGAGACCUGCCUAAAAGCCUGAAUAAUGAGAAAAUAAGUUGUUUACAGCUAUCUCAUGAUAUCUCUGAUCUAGCUUCUCAGAAGUUUUGGAGACCAUUUAUAUUUACAAAUUUAGAGAAUGAGGUGUACUCCAUAGCUUUAGACCUAUACUGAUGCUCAAAGAAUAGCUGUGUUUAAGAAAUAUUUACAAAUGACCCAGAAAUAGUUAUGGCUGAAAAAUUGAAUGUUUCAGUAAAUAUAGUUUCAAUCUUAAGUUGGAAUAGACUUUGCAGAUGUAAAUUAUAAACUAAUUAUAAACUAGAGGUUCAGAAAUGUUUAUUUAGGAAUCGGGUUUUUUUUCUUUAAAAUAGAAAUGAAUAACCUGUCUCAACUCAUUUCUAAUGUCAAUUAUAUAAUGGCCAAAGAUAAAUCAUGUUAAUUGCAAUACCUUUUAGAGAUUUUCUUUCUGAAAUGAUCACUGUAUGAGUUACCCAGGGCUCUUGUACAAAAUUAUGGUCACAUUUAAAAAUUUCUCAGGCCUCCAGGUAGCAGAGCCUGGAAUCAGUGUUAGCAGAGCUGGUCUUUGAGGAGACCCUCCCUGCACCAGUGGUGUCAGUGGCUGGCUGUGCUUUCCUUGGUUUUCACCACAUCACUCCAGUUUCUGCCUCGACAGUACAGGGCUGUCUCCACUUUCUGCUCUUAGACAGACAAUGCCACUGGAUUUGGGACCCCUAAUACAAUCUAAUAGAAACAGAUUUAAUCUUAGGACGCUUAAUCGUAUCUGCAAAACCUUUUCAAAUAAGGGCACAUUCACACGUUCCAGGCAAACAUUUUGUGGAAUAACAACAACAAAAAAUUAGGGUAAACGUAGGAAGACUUACUUAGGAAGUAAUAUCUUCGCUGAGAUCUUCGAAGUAAAAUUUUGUCUCUGAGGCUCAAAACCAGUGACUUAUGAGGUCAUGUAAAUAAAAUUGAUAUUUGAUCCUCUCACCCAAACAAACCAGAAGCGUUCAAAGGUGAGAAAUCAUUUGUAUUUUACAAAUUAGGGAACAUACUGAUUUUGAGGGAGAAGUUGUUAGGUUUUUUGUUUGUUUGUUUGUUUGUUUGUUUUGUCCUAUUUUAAUUGUUUAAAGUUUAUUCAUUACGUUAUUAUUCCUUUAUGAGAAAAUGUCGUAAAGUCAUGUUAACUUUUUUUAAGUCAUGUUAACUUUACAUGUAAAUGUGAAACUGAAUAGAGCUCAAUUUUUAACUGAUUUUAUCUUUGAGUUUUUUAAAGAAAACCGAUUUUCCUCUCAUUGUUGGAUUAUGUUUUCUCAGAGUUUUAAAUAUGUAGAUUUGUGAAGUACUCUUCAUACAGGAGCUUAGAAACCAUUCUGGUAAAAAUUCCAAGUGUAGUCGUAAGUGCUUGAUUCACACCAUUUCUUUGCCUAAUAUUUGGAAGGUAAAUGGACUCAAGUACUUAACAGUGAUUAAAGAGCACAUGUAUGUUACCCCAAUGUUUUUAAUCAGAUGAGAAGGUAUACUCACAUCAUACUUUUCAGGAUGAAUUUAUCAUGAUGGAGAAUUGCAUCUUGGAAGCCCAAACUGAAAACCGUGCAGUGUCGUAAAAACAACAUAAUGUGGCAUCUGAUAGUCCUGAGCCAGGGCUUCUGUGCUUAGGAAGUGUUCUGAGAGGAAGAAGUUCUGCACUCGGAGUCUGGCCAUAAGGAGGAAAGUGCCUGACCCCUCAUACUGGCGGAAGACCUCUUCAGAGAUCCUCUUCCAGUUCAGUCUACAUAUUGAGUCACUUCUGUGCUUUGCGUCUUAAGAGAACGAAGGUCUACAGUGAGCAGUAGGCGAAACCACCCCAUUUUCCAAAAAAUACUUAAAAUACCAUAUGUGGCAUUUUAGAAAGGAAUGCUGUGAAUUACAAGGUGCUAUUACUUUUCAUUAGAGUUUAAAGCAGGUGCUGGUUGGUAGUUUUAUGAUAAAUGUUCGUUUAGGUUUUCUUGGUCAGUUGGCAGAAGAUGCUCAUUGACUGGUGUGUGCCUCAGCCCAUGUGACCUUACAUGUGUGAGAGAAGCUUACCAUACCAGGCAGCUUUCCUUUGCUGCUGGAGACACACAGGAACUCACCCGUGAAACAGUGUCACCUGAAAAGAUCCUUGCUUAAGUAGUUCAUUGUAUUUCUACUUUAAGCUUUGUUUCAAUAAUUGUCAAGUAAAUGUUUUAUUGAAUUUUAAAAAAUUAGACUUAAAAAGAGAUUGUAGAGGGCUGGAUGAUGAUCAACUCUGUGGUUAAGAGAGCAUACUGCUCUUACCGAGGACCAGAGUUCAGUUCCCAGCACUCGGGACAGGUGGCUCACAACCACCUGUAACUCCAGCUCCAAGGGGAUCUGUGCUGCUGGCCUCUGGGUACCUGUGCUCACAUACACUCCCUGACACAUAUAAUUAAAAAUAAACCAUAAAAUGUGAUUAUAGAAAAAAAUGAUUUGCUGAGAGUCAUGGAGCCUUGCAGUCUGGCACCAAUCUUCAAGCAGGGUUAUUUUAAAGCAUAUGAAAAGGUUGGAUCUUUUCUGUGCGUUGUUUUAGGCUCAGUAGUGAUUUUGAACUAGUUCUACCUUAAUUUAAAACGCAUAGACGUGGAACACUGCCUUCAGGUGGCAUCAGUGCGGUCGGAUGCUCUGUGUUUGCACACACAUGAGCUUUCUCUUCCAGGAUUGUAAAAAGCCUGACUCAGUCAGCGAUGUGGAAAUGUAGUGUGCUGUCACAUAGCUUGCCGUCUUGCAAGAAGAGUUGUCACUCCUUGGUCUUGUUCUCACAGUCACUUAGUGAAUGUCUUAGCCUGUUGUAAAAUACCUUUUAUGUAACUUAUUUCUAGUAAGAUAAUAGUGUAUUUCUAGUUUGAACUUAACUAAUUCAACAUUAUGUUCAUCCUAAUUGUCUGAUGAGGAGAGGAGAAAAGAUCUAGUGGGGAAAUCAGAUGAAAUAGGUAAAUUCAUGUUCAUUAGCUUAGAGAGCCUUAUAUUUUUUGAAGUGAUUAAAAAUGUUUUAAGUAGUUAAAACAUGAAAUGUGAUGUAAAUGUGAAGAAGCUUUUCCUGGUGGAAAUCAGAAUGUUAGCUUGUAGACAAGAACACAAACACAUGAGUUAGGAUAGCUGUAGUUGGUUCCUAAUGUCCGAUGAGGGUAAUGUGGCUGACUGUAGUCAGUGUCUGGUAUAUGUCUAGCGUUAUUUCAAAGGGGAUGCAUCCCCUAUUAUAUAGGCAUAAUGCUCACAAACAUGCCCUGUGAUAGGUACUGGAUAAAUGUAUAUUGAAUGGGAUUUUUAGUAUAGAAGGAAGCAAACACCCUAGAAAAGUACAACAGAGGCAAGUUAAUCUUGGGAAACAAACUGUGUCAUAGUGAGUCAUCCUGACCCAUUUUCUGCCUAAUUUCUGACAUUGUAUUGUUUUCUACUGAUUGGUGCUUAUAGAUUUUACAUAGAUAUGUGUAUUGUCUAUAAUAGAAUGUUAUUUUAAUAUUACUAUUUAUAGGAAAGGUAAUUUUAAUUUUAGUCAUUAAGUUAUAGCAGUUGAAUUUUUAAUGGUUCAUAAUAACUUUAAAAGAAGUGAAAUGUCAGCCAGUUAAAAGUAUUUUGUGUUAGGCUCUGUUUUAGCAUUCUAAGGAUGAUUCAGUUACCUUUAGUAGGAAAUAUUGAAUAUGAUGACAUAUUUCCAAUAUAAAUUGUUGAAAAAUUAGGAAUUAAAGAGAUACUGGUAAUGUAUUUUUAAUAUGUCCAUGAGUUAAGCACUAAAUUCCAUAACAUUUGGAAAUUAUUUGUAAAGUAAGUUUUGUGAUAAUAUGGUAAGCCAGUAUCUUUUUAAAAUGAUAUUAAUGAUAAUUUCAUUGUGCCGCAGUCACCAUUAAACCAAAAGAAGUUAGGGUAUGUUUUUCAAGAAAUGUGUAUUAAACAUUAUGUUGGCUUCACACCAGGAAAUUUGAUUAGGUUGAGCCAUGUGUGUGCAGCUGUCAUGUACAGGAUGGGGAAGAGAAGGAAGCGUUGCAGUGGAACCCUGCUGACUGAGUCACAGGUGCUGCCUCACUCCAUCCACGCAGCCAGAGAUGUAGAUGCUGCUCCAUCCGACCAGUGGAGAAGCUGAAGUCAGGCCUACCUGGCGGCUCCCACAAUCCAUUCUGUCUCAAAAUGAUCAUAAAAGGUUGUGAGCUUUUGACUGUGCUGUGCUGCCUUGCUAUGAAAGGUUUCCAUUAGAAGGAAAAUAUGGAGAGGAGUCUUUUUCUCUGUCCCAGCCAGACCCUGAAUGGCAUGUUAUGCUUUAUGUUGGAGUAAUUUCUCAAAAUGCCAGAAGGUUUGUAGAGGAGCAUGAACAAAAUGCUUAGUGCUUAUACUUUUAUUUCAAGACAAAUGAUUAAAAGAAUAUGAUGUGUUUAACUUGGAAAACCACAGAUUCUACAACAUAAUAAGCUCUGGUAAUUAUCUGAAGGUAUUAGACAUUCUACAUUGCUUUCAGUAUAAGUCAAACAACAACAAAUAGAUGUCAGUUGUGGAAAACAUACAUUUUAUAAAAUUACUUAGUGUCUGUGGGGGUACAGACCUCCCUAGAAGGAAUUUUUCUAUUUAAUAGAAAUAAAAUUUCAUGAGAAAAACUUUAGUGAAUUGAGAAGUAGGUGUGGCAUAAUGUCUUUUAAAGUAUCUCAAAAUGCCAUCGCUUAAAAUUUAUGUUUGCUGUGGCUAAUAGUCUUCCUCUUAGUUGGUAAGUCAUGUCCAAGUAUUUCCUGAAGCAUUUUGUUUCUAAAUAAAAGCAGAUUUCUAACUUUUGUUAACCUGCUUUUAGAAGCAAAUUGAGUUAUACAACCUAGCCAAAGAUUAUAUUUCAUUGUACCAGUAAGACAGUGUUUAUCUUGCGUACAUGUUCAGUCCUAUAUCAGAAAAAAAAAAUGUGCUUUUAAGUUUUUCCUCCUAAUGAUAAAUAGGGUAAGUAUUGUCUGUAAAAAAAAAAAAAAAAAUUAUUGCGCUGUUUACUAGGUGGUGGCAGUUUGCUACAUCUUCAAGUAUUAUUAAACUUUUUAAUAGUUUUGUAUUAUCUUAAACCACAAAGAUCUACAAUUAUCCACAUUUUUUUAUUAUACUUUGCUGUUUUUUGAGACAAGGUCACAUGUAGUCCAGGCUGGCCUGGAACUUGCCAUGUAGCCAAGCAGGACCUUGAACUCCUGACUCUCCUCCCUCUACCUCGAGCACUAGGAUUGCAGGCAUACAGCAUGCCUGGUUUGUGCAGUGCUGAGGAUCAGACAUAGGGCUUUGAACUUGCUAAGCAAGUGCUCUACCAGCCGAGCUACAUCCUAGCCCUGCUUAUUAUACUGUUCCUGAGAGUGUGUCCUGAGCUACGUGAAGUGAAGAUAAAUGUAAUACAGGAAUUCACUUGUUUUGUUACAGUAUAUGAGAUGAUGUAGCUAAUGUGUUGUGUGAGUUUACUUCAUAAGGCUAUUUCCCACAAACAAGUGCUAGUGGUGAUGCAUUUGAAAAGUCGGCCUGUUCACUUACUGUGUUUCUGAAUUCGCCUGUACUAAUUUGUACCCACAUACGAAAAGUCAAGCAGAGGGAUCUGCCCAAGAAUACAAAGGAACUGGUUGACCUUGGGCUUUGAGUAGGUGGCCUGACCGAAGUCUGUUGUCUACACUGCACUUGGUUUGAAGGAGUGAGAAAAGACACAAAGUCUGCUUCGCUUUUACAGCAGUUUAGAAAAAAGUUGCCAUGGAAAAUGUGAUUAUACUUUCUACUUUUCUAGAUCAAAAAAAGUGAGGCACACACUCAUUGUGGCUCUUUCAGAGCAGAUAAUCUUCCCUCUCCCGUCCUAUCUUCUGUUGUUUUAGCACAGUGCCUCAAGUUGUUAUACACACACAACUCACAACUAAGGGCUGAAGACUUCAGCCAUGUUCAUUUGCAAGGAAGUAAAGACCUUUGUUACCAAAUAGGGGUACAGUUUAAAAAUUAGUUUCUCAAAAACUGGAAAUAAAUUGUUGGUUAAAAAUGACCUAUUUUUUUUUUUUAUUUUGGAAAGAACUUGGUCUUUUAUUUUUAAAAUAUGUGAGUAGAUGUUCUAGAUACUUUUGUAAAACGUAUUACAUUUUGUUAGAGUCAAAAAUGGAAAUAUUUGACUUCAAAACUGUGAUUCAUGUUAUUUGAAACUCUUGAA
This is a messenger RNA of Nannospalax galili (Upper Galilee mountains blind mole rat), 7835 nucleotides long. It is a transcript of the gene Alg10, whose product is annotated as ALG10 alpha-1,2-glucosyltransferase. Gene Ontology annotation, molecular function: dolichyl pyrophosphate Glc2Man9GlcNAc2 alpha-1,2-glucosyltransferase activity. Lineage: Eukaryota; Metazoa; Chordata; Mammalia; Rodentia; Spalacidae. The transcript is spliced from 3 exons. Gene Ontology annotation, biological process: dolichol-linked oligosaccharide biosynthetic process; protein N-linked glycosylation. The record is from RefSeq and is a predicted model, not a curated record. The coding region runs from base 134 to 1558 and encodes 474 amino acids. Gene Ontology annotation, cellular component: endoplasmic reticulum.